AUGGACUCAGACAAAAGAUAUAAUGUUCUGGUUUCCUGGCCCUCUGCACCUCUCACGAACACCCUCGUCUGUAACGCCCUCUCCUUCCCAUUACAACCCCCGCUGGUCUCAUCGCUACCUCCACUACCGCCGCCGUAUGCUCACUAUCAACCCAAAUCUACAGCGAAACUCGUACAAUGGUCCACCUACGACGCAAUAGAUCAUGACCUCACGCAUGGCUCGCCUUCUACUGUCCUCUCCUCGUCCUACACGAUCCGAAAAGCGCUUAUCCGGAAACAUUUUCUUUCGAGAUGCUUGCAUUCCCAUAUGGUGAAAAAUCCUCAGUCAUGCUUAAGGGAGGCUGUCCCGAAAACAUGGGACCUGGAGAUUUCGUUCGCGGAUGAGUUGGACGAGAUGUGGGGAGACGAGCUUUGGGAUUUAGGCGCUGCUAUGGAUGUGCAGGCCGGAGACCAGGAUGGAUUGAAGAAGAGGUGGUGGAUCUUGAAGCCGGGAAUGGCGGAUCGUGGGAUGGGAAUCCGGAUGUUCGAUUCUAAGGAGGCUUUACAGGAGAUUUUUGAGGCGUUCGAAGAGGACGAGGACGACGAACUAGAAGAGGGCGAAGACGACACAGAACAAGGUAGGGACGAAGAUACAAGAGAGAAUACCGCUGUGGUUACCUCUCAGCUCAGACAUUUUGUCAUUCAGGAAUAUAUCGACACACCUUUGCUCAUUGAUCCCGGGGAAAGGUCGCUCGAUAAUAUUCCUCCGAGAACUUCACCCGACCUCCAAGGCCAUAAAUUCCAUCUCAGAGCGUACUGUGUGGCGUCAGGCGCCCUCACGUUAUAUCUCUACGACCGCAUUCUCGCACUCUUCUCCGCAAAGCAAUACGUCCAUCCCACCGCCAAUCUUAAGGACGGUACUCCCAUAGAUCUCGCUCCCCACUUGACGAACACAUCUCUGCAAACGCAUCGUGGCGAAGAAGGCGUACGUCUCUUGGAUGAACUCGUCGGCUGCCAUAUCCUUUCGGACGGACACGCUGGCUCCCUGCUGAAGUUCACGAAAGACGAUAUAAAGGCAAUUCAAGACCAAAUGGCAGACGUGCUCGCGGAGACGUUCAAAGCUGCAUUAGAGUCACCGAUCCAUUUCCAGCCCCUUCCAAAUGCAUUCGAGCUCUACGGGAUCGACUUUCUCGUCUCGCACACACCGUCUGCAUCUCCUUUCGACCCAUCAUCAGCUCAGUUUCAAGUCAAGCUUCUCGAAGUCAACGCAGAGCCCGCGAUCGAACUUACUGGUCCACGGUUGACGUGGAUCCUCCAGGACCUUUUCAACGCGAUCGGCGAAGUCUGUGUUAGGCCUUUCGUUUUCGGGAAACAAGGCAAGGUUGAUGGCGGCGAGGAAGAGUGGAAGGUAGGGCAGACCAGGCUACAUCUUAGGAAGUGUCUCGCGUCGGAGGUUAGAGGUAUGGGGGGUUGGUAGACCCAGGACCCAGUGGAUAGAGGAACAGGCCAGUCGAAUGUACGAAUCCUGUUAGUGCUUCAUCUAUCUCUGUUACAAGCGAUACUGGC
This is a messenger RNA of Stereum hirsutum FP-91666 SS1, 1544 nucleotides long. Its product is annotated as TTL-domain-containing protein. Lineage: Eukaryota; Fungi; Basidiomycota; Agaricomycetes; Russulales; Stereaceae. Gene Ontology annotation, cellular component: P-body. Gene Ontology annotation, biological process: protein modification process. Bases 1 to 1455 code for a protein of 484 amino acids. The record is from RefSeq and is a predicted model, not a curated record. The transcript has 4 exons.